This is a messenger RNA of Arabidopsis lyrata subsp. lyrata, 712 nucleotides long. RefSeq lists its product as uncharacterized. Gene Ontology annotation, cellular component: chloroplast. The transcript is spliced from 4 exons. Lineage: Eukaryota; Viridiplantae; Streptophyta; Magnoliopsida; Brassicales; Brassicaceae. Gene Ontology annotation, molecular function: metal ion binding. Bases 103 to 639 code for a protein of 178 amino acids. The record is from RefSeq and is a predicted model, not a curated record.
UGUGAGUAAAGAAAAAAAAAACACGAAAGAGCAAAAAACCAUCUUUCUUCUCUUAUAACUCACAACCUUAUCGAGUGAAGAAGAUUUGGUUAGUAGCGAAAAAUGGCGUCGAUUGCAGCUUCUUCUACCUUUCACUUGUUUUGUACAACCAAAAGCCCUAAUCUUUCUUCGACCCAUCUUCUCCCUUUGUCGAAAAAUCUCAACUUUAGGACCAGAGCUAUCGGAAAUAGCCGAAUUUGCAGUUUUGCUGGGUUUAUGAAACAGAAUCGCCUUGGGUUAAUGAAGCUUUCGUCGGUUGGAGAAGGAGGAGAAGGUGUCGCAGUCGCAGAGGAGCAACAGCAAGAGACUGUCUCUGUUCCUGUCUCUCCUUCAGACAUGCUCACCAUGUUUUUUCAGGCUGAUGGAACUUUGAACGAAGCAGCUAUUCCUAAUGUGACAAGGGCCUUACAGGAUAUUGAUGGAGUUUCCAAUUUAAAGGUUCAGGUAUCUGAAGGUGUUGCCGUCGUUGAGCUUUCAAAGCAAACGACCGUUCAAGCAACAGGAGUGGCGUCAAGCUUGGUGGAGACUAUACAAGGAGCUGGAUUUAAAUUACAGACUUUGAAUUUGAGCUUUGAAGAUGAAGAUGAAGUUCUUGUCUAGUUAAAUCAUCUUUCUCCUUCAUUUUGUGAUUAAAGAAACACAUAAUGUUCAAUUUUAGGGAUACUUUCUUUCA